Messenger RNA from Mugil cephalus (flathead mullet), 1341 nucleotides. RefSeq lists its product as uncharacterized. Gene Ontology annotation, biological process: DNA integration. Gene Ontology annotation, molecular function: nucleic acid binding. The transcript has a single exon. The record is from RefSeq and is a predicted model, not a curated record. Lineage: Eukaryota; Metazoa; Chordata; Actinopteri; Mugiliformes; Mugilidae. The coding region runs from base 394 to 1341 and encodes 315 amino acids.
GCGAAAGAUGUAAUUCUGGAAGCAGCACAAAGGUCAGCCUUUGCAACAGAAUUGUCAGCAAUCCAAGCAAACAAAGUGGUGGCCACAAACAGCCCUUUGCAUAAGCUCAGUCCAACCUUAGAGGGUAAUCUCAUCUGUGUUGGAGGCAGACUGAAACACUCUCAGCUUACAUCUGAAGAAAAGAACCCAGUAAUCCUAGCCAAGGACAGUCACAUUUCCUUACUGCUUGUACGACAUCACCAUGAGCAGGUGAAGCAUCAGGGCCGACAUCUCACAGAAGGCGCAGUAAGGGCAGCUGGGCUGUGGAUUUUGGGUGGUAAGCAACUGAUCAAUUCUGUCCUCCACAAAUGCAUAAUCUGCCGGAAGCUGCGUGGGAGACUGGAAGAACAACGUAUGGCUGACCUACCGCCAGAACGUCUCAAGGUCUGCCCUCCUUUCACGUAUGUUGGACUUGACGUCUUCGGACCUUGGUCCAUUGUAACCAGACGCACCAGAGGAGGACAAGCGGAGAGCAAACGGUGGACCAUAAUGUUCAGUUGUUUGAGUUCAAGAGCUGUCCACAUCGAACUGAUUGAGUCUAUGGAUGCGUCCAGCUGCAUUAACGCUCUCAGGCGUUUCUUCGCACUAAGAGGCCCUGCAAGACAACUCCAGUCUGAUUGCGGGACUAACUUCAUUGGAGCUAGCAAGGAGUUGGAGAUGGACAAUACUGUGCAGAGGUACCUCAGCAAACAAGGAUGUAGCUGGAACUUCAGACCUCCACAUGCUUCCCACAUGGGAGGCUUGUGGGAACGGAUGAUCGGUGUUGCCAGGAGAAUCCUUGAUUCAAUGCUCUUGCAGCAAAAAAGUCGCCUAACCCAUGAGGUGCUGUCAACGCUAAUGGCAGAAAUCACAGCUAUCAUCAAUGCACGUCCACUCCUACCUGUGUCUACAGACCCACAACAACCUUUCAUUCUUUCACCAGCCAUGCUCCUCACACAGAAAUCAGGAGUUCCACCUCCUCCUGGGGAUUUCACAGACAAGGACCUCUACACAAAACAAUGGAGGCAAGUUCAAGCUCUCGCAAACCAGUUUUGGAACAGUUGGAGCAGAGAAUACUUACCAUCCUUACAACAAAGACAAAAAUGGACAGUGCCACGCAAAAACCUUCAAGUAGGGGACCUGGUUCUCCUCAGGGACAAACAGACUGUCCGCAACUGUUGGCCCAUGGCCAUAGUCACAGCAACAUUUCCUGGGAAGGAUGGAUAUGUAAGAAAGGUUGAGAUAAAAACGACCGACCAAGGCGAUGCCAAAGCCUUCCUCAGGCCAGUUGCAGAAGUGGUUCUUCUGAUGCCUAAAGACUGA